GGAAAGUACAACAAACACGAGCUUACUAUUGUUCCUCUCCAGCCCCACGACGCCUCAACAGGCUGUCUCUCCCGCAAAAUAUCAUGUCUUGGUGACCUCCCUCUCCAUCGUACCAGUUCUCACCACCUCCACAUCAUGGCGUCGCAAAACGGAGCCCCCUCGUCCCCACACGCGGACAUCUCGUUCCCCGUAAACCGCCCUGCAGAGCCAGGCAAAUGGACGCCCGAGCUCGACGCAAAGAUCCGCGCGCAAGAAGCCGCAAACAUACAGCUCAAGAAAACCAUCCUGCCGCGCUACCUCUGGCCAGGCGGCGAUCGCUCCCUUGCGGGCAUCGCCAUCCGUGCCUUCCUCCUGGGAGUCUCCGGCGCAAUGGGUUUCCUCCUCACCGUUGCCCUCGCAUACAACGGCAUCCGGCUGUGGCGCCCCUGCUUCUUCCUCGGCGUGCUCUGUGUGUUCCACUUCCUCGAGUUCUGGACAACCGCCGCAUACAACACGCCCACGGCGUACAUCUCGUCGUUCCUGCUCACAAAUGGCAGCCGUUAUCGCCAGGCACACACGGUCGCCUUUGUAGAGACGAUCACAACCUCGUACUUCUUCCCUGGAUGGCAGGCGUGCGUGCACCCGCCGUGGGUUGUCGCGCUGGGCGUGGUGAUGAUAGUCGUGGGGCAGGUCGUGCGUAGCCUUGCCAUGGUGCAGGCGGGGACCAAUUUCAACCAUCAAGUGCAGCAGCACAAGAACGAGGGGCACGAGCUAGUUACAACGGGGCUGUACUCGGUGUUUAGACAUCCGUCGUACUUUGGCUUUUUCUGGUGGGGGCUAGGGACGCAGGUAGCUCUGGGUAACACAGUCAGCUUUGUGGGAUAUGCGGGUAUCCUGUGGUACUUCUUCUAUACGAGAAUUACGCAUGAAGAAAAGCACCUCAUAGAGUUCUUCGGCGACGACUACAAGGCGUACAAAACGAGGACUCGGGUUUGGAUACCCUUCAUUUGAAUAGCAGCAUCUCGCUCAGCCUAGGGCUGAGAUAUUUUAGCUACCAUUGUACCACACACGUGCCCACGUAGUUAAAAUUGAUAACCAUCUCGUCGCAA
Paraphaeosphaeria sporulosa is the source of this 1088-nucleotide messenger RNA. Its product is annotated as prenyl cysteine carboxyl methyltransferase-like protein Ste14. Gene Ontology annotation, biological process: C-terminal protein methylation. The transcript has 2 exons. The record is from RefSeq and is a predicted model, not a curated record. Bases 136 to 990 code for a protein of 284 amino acids. Gene Ontology annotation, cellular component: endoplasmic reticulum; membrane. Gene Ontology annotation, molecular function: protein C-terminal S-isoprenylcysteine carboxyl O-methyltransferase activity. Lineage: Eukaryota; Fungi; Ascomycota; Dothideomycetes; Pleosporales; Didymosphaeriaceae.